Molecule: messenger RNA, 843 nt
Organism: Vidua macroura (Pin-tailed whydah)
Lineage: Eukaryota; Metazoa; Chordata; Aves; Passeriformes; Viduidae
Gene: MFAP2
Product: microfibril associated protein 2
Exons: 9
Coding region: 17-706 (229 amino acids)
Biological process (GO): embryonic eye morphogenesis
Cellular component (GO): microfibril
Source: RefSeq, a predicted model, not a curated record
GCAGGGAUUCGCUUCCAUGGAAAGUCUGAACCCCCUCCGAGCGCCGGCGGCGCCUCUCUGCCCUGGGGAGCCGGGAUUAGGUCAGGAAAUGAGGCACAAGCAGAGACUCCUCCGGCUGCAUCCCGGCCGCGCUCCCGCCCUUUCCCGUCAUUCCAGCAGGAUGAGAGCGGCGGAGCUCCUGGUGCUGUGUCUGCCAGCGCUCCUGGUGCAGGGACAGUUCAGCCGGUUCGAGGGCAUCACCUACCCCGAGCCAGUCCAGUACUCCCAGUACGACCAGCAGGCAGAAAUUCAGGAUUACUACGACUACCACGAUGUCACCCCCCGAGCCCCAGAGGAGCAGUUCCGGUACCAAUCCCAGCAGCAAUCCCAGCAGGAAACCGUGCCAGCCCCGACCCCAGCUGCGGUGCCCGAGACGGAGCCCACGGAGCCGGGACCGCUCGACUGCCGGGAGGAGCAGUACCCCUGCACCCGGCUCUACUCCGUGCACAAGCCCUGCAAGCAGUGCCUGAACGAGAUCUGCUUCUACAGCCUCCGCCGCGUUUACGUCAUCAACAAGGAGAUCUGCGUCCGCACCGUGUGCGCCCACGAGGAGCUGCUGCGAGCCGACCUGUGCCGGGACAAGUUCUCCAAGUGCGGGGUGAUGGCCACGAGCGGCCUGUGCCAGACCGUGGGCGCGUCCUGCGCCCGCAGCUGCGGCGGCUGCUGAGCCCCGGCCCCGCUGCGGCCCCGCUGCGGACCCGCCCCGCGCCGCUGCAGCUCCCGUGCAUGAACGAGCAGCUCCCCGAAGCCCCGGGAUUCCUCUUUUCUUUGUGCACAUAAUAAUUAAAUCGGGGGGGUUUGUUA